AUGGGCAAACCCAAGGCUUUGUUGCUUGGUAAGAUUGACCACGCCACGACUUCCUGGAACGCCCUUUGCGAUGUUGCAGAACUGGUCUCUACUCAAGCAAAGAAUCGAGCAGAGUUUAUUGAAGAAUGCACAUCUGGCAGACUCGACGGCGUUGUUGUAAUUUGUGACCGGGCACCAUCUAGCCUUGCCGUCACAGGCAGAUAUGACGAAGAACUCAUCCAAGCGUUGCCGAAGAGCUUAAAGUUUAUAUGUCACAACGCACGCUCAAUUCUUAUUUCAAAUUGCCCCAACGUGGUCGAUGACGCUACGGCUGACACUGCCAUCUUUCUGAUCCUGGCCGCGCUCCGAGGAUUCAAUAACGGCAUUAUGGCGAUACGGAAUGGUACGUGGAGGGGAGCCGUACCGCCUCCUCCUCUCGGCCAUGAUCCACAAGGCAAAAUCCUUGGUAUCCUAGGAAUGGGAGGCAUUGGUCGGAAUCUGAAGAAAAAAGCCGAGGUUUUCGGCAUGAGCGUUAUAUACCACAAUAGGAAGCAGCUGGACGUGGAGCAGGCCGGCGGUGCAGAAUACGUGGGCUUUGAAGAUCUGUUGGCAAGAAGCGAUGUGCUGAGUUUGAACCUGCCGCUCAACUCAGGAACACGGAAUAUUAUUUCUACUCCAGAGUUCGAUAAGAUGAAGCAAGGUGUUGUCAUUGUCAACACUGCCAGGGGAGGUGUCAUGGAUGAAGCUGCUCUUGUCGACGCCCUCAAUAACGGCAAGGUUUGGUCCGUUGGAUUAGAUGUUUAUCAGCAGGAGCCUAACAUACAUCCUGGCUUGGUAUCUAACCCACAUGUAUGUCUACUGCCCCAUAUGGGGACGUCGACGGUCGAGGUUAGUACUGUAGUCCGCUUAUUCUUCAGCAAGAUGGGAAUGCUAAUCGAAGUGGGAUGA
Molecule: messenger RNA, 927 nt
Organism: Trichoderma aggressivum f. europaeum
Lineage: Eukaryota; Fungi; Ascomycota; Sordariomycetes; Hypocreales; Hypocreaceae
Exons: 4
Coding region: 1-927 (308 amino acids)
Molecular function (GO): NAD binding
Source: RefSeq, a predicted model, not a curated record